Physella acuta is the source of this 2318-nucleotide messenger RNA. Its product is annotated as eIF5-mimic protein 2. Gene Ontology annotation, molecular function: protein binding. The record is from RefSeq and is a predicted model, not a curated record. Gene Ontology annotation, cellular component: membrane; cytoplasm. Lineage: Eukaryota; Metazoa; Mollusca; Gastropoda; Physidae.
GCCUACUUCCUUUGAUAUCGCUACCGCGAGACUUUGCGUGAGUGUACGAGAAAUAGAUUUCAACCUUCCAUACUUCUUCGACUGUUAAGAGCGUGUUAGCCGGAAAAUAGCCCAGUAAAAUAACAACAGGUAUAUGAGUCAAAAGGCAGAAAAACCAACACUAUCAGGCACCCGUCUGAAGACCCGAAAAAGGGAUGAAAAAGAAAAGUACGAUCCAACAGCUUUUCGAGAUUCCAUCAUUGCAGGGCUAGGUGAAUGUGGGGGAGAUCUAGACCAGGUUUCUCGUUAUCUGGACAGAGAAGGAUCAAAACUCAAUUACAGGAGAUAUGCAGAAGUCCUCUUCGAUAUUUUGUUUGCUGGGGGGAUUCUUGCCCCAGGAGGUUUUAUAGUUGAGAGUGUUGACUCUGGCAAGCCCGUCAGGUCAGAUAUUUGUGUGUUCAGGUGGGAUGGAGAUCUUGUCCAGCUUACCAAAUUUUACAAUGUAUUUUACAAGCUCAUCCGAAGGUACAAGUAUCUGGAAAAAGCAUUUGAGGAUGACCUGAAAAAGAUCCUAAUGUUCCAGAAAGGCUUUUCAGUUGAAGAGAGAGAGAAACUGGCUAGGAUUACUGGUAUUAUUUUAGCCAAUGCAUUAUGUACACCUCGCAUCCUGCUCAGUUUAUUUGAGGACCAUCUUGUUAAGGAAGGAAUCUCGCAAGAGUUUGCUGUCACAAUGUUUGCAACUUGGUUAGCAGAAAAGGACAUCAAUUCCAUUUGUGCAGCCCUGAAAAAACAGCAGGUAGACACUAGGCUUAUGGAAAUAUUCCCCCUAAACAAGAGGAAUCAGGAAAACUUCGCUUCCUUCUUUCGGGAACGUGGCCUUGGAGCCAUCGCAGACAUGCAAACGGCUCAGAUGGCUUCGAAGGCAAAGAAAGAAGCCCAGAAAAACCUGGCAGAUAUGAUAAAGGAUGAAAGCUCAGUGCCAGAUAUGAUUGAAUAUGUUACGGAUUUGCUUGAGAAACAGGGAAUGUCAGAAACAGAAGUAACCAUUUCUAUUUGGAACUCUGUAAUGGCUGCUGUUGAGUGGAACAAAAAAGAAGACCUAGUGGCAGAACAGGCCCUCAAACAUCUUCGUCAAUAUUGUCCUUUACUUAAGGUCACUGCCAGAUCUGGCAAGUCUGAACUUGCCCUGAUGCUCAAAGUUCAGGAAUUCUGUUAUGAAAACAUGAACUUCUUAAAAUCUUUUCAAAAAAUCAUCAUGCUACUGUACAAAAAUGAAGUUAUUAGCGAAGAUGUGAUCCUCAAGUGGUACAAAGAUAGCCACAGUGCCAAGGGUAAGAGUGUCUUCCUGGAACAGAUGAAAAAGUUUGUCGAGUGGCUACAAAAUGCAGAGGAGGAGUCUGACGAAGAAGAAGGAGAGGAAGAUUGAAACCUAAAUAGAACUUGAUCUGUUGGGUGUAUACAGAUCUUGUAGUUAAUUGUUUUUCUUCAUGUGCUAGUUUGGACUUUCCUGUUUACCCGGCCAAGGAAAUUUUUACAUCAUUGCAAGCAUCUAUUUAUUAUAUUUUUUAUGUUCUCAUCUUUGGAAACUAAAUUGCUUAAAUAAAUAUAAUUAUAAAUACACUACAGUAUAUGUUGAAUGCAAUUAUUUGUAUUAAGGUUGGUUUCCUUCACUUGAUUUUGGAUCAUGUGAUUUUAAGGGUUAUCAUUCCAAAUGAUUACUUUUCAUAGUAUACUUGAGUAAAAUGUUUAAAUUAAGAAAUUAUGCAUGUCAUCAAAAUUUUUGGCUUCCCUUCUGCAUUCUAUUAAGUUUCUAAUGUGCAGGCAAUUGUUUCAUGUUUAUUUUGAAAUUGCAAUUUUUAGAGAAGUGUCUUUGUAAUUAAUAUGUUGUAUAUAUCAGCUAAAAACUAGUUCACUGUUGUAGUAAUUAUUAAACCAUUAGGUCUCUUUUUAAAACUUGCUUUGGGUGGUGUACUGAAUGAGUUGAGUGUCCCUCUUCUUCAUCUUGUGGGUGUUUGCCACAAUGUGUACAUUAAUGAAAGUUGUGCUUGAUUGCUUAUUGUGUGCAAUUACUCAGGUAUUUGAUGCCCAACCAUGUAUGGGCACUGUUAAUGCUACUGCAGCUGGAAAUUCACAUUUCACAAUUUGCCUUAUUCCAUGCAGUCAUUGAGCGAGUAAAUGCAUGAUUUAGGUUCUGUAUGGUUGUCUUGUCAUUUAAUUUUCAGCAACAAUGAACCAUCACUUGAAGAUUAACUAUUCACUCUAAGAAUACAUUUCAUCUGCACAGUCAACUUCAAAUGCCCAUUUGCAAAUUUCUUCUGUAAAUAAAAUAUGGAACUAUU